Messenger RNA from Talaromyces amestolkiae, 855 nucleotides. RefSeq lists its product as uncharacterized. The transcript has a single exon. The record is from RefSeq and is a predicted model, not a curated record. Bases 1 to 855 code for a protein of 284 amino acids. Lineage: Eukaryota; Fungi; Ascomycota; Eurotiomycetes; Eurotiales; Trichocomaceae.
AUGCUCGAAACCAUUCCCCAGCAGUCUUUACAGCUUCAGUAUACUCCUCAAACACCUCAACAAGGCUACGAUUGUCGUCAGUACAGCGGUCGAUUCCCGUAUACCCCGACAUCUCCUUCGCCGCUCGGAUUCCGCAAUGUGAAUGCUCAAGCGGCCAUAUUCCCGACUAUGACCGAGCGCGACCUCAAUAAAUCAGAGGGAUUUCAAGACCAAGAGAAUGCCUCAUAUUCGCCCUUCGAUAAGCAACACAGUGACAGCAACAACAGCAAACCGUUCUCUUUUUCUGCAGCAUACAACACCAUCACACCCCCUAACCGGCGCUCAACAUACGAAGAACGAUUCAGAAAGUCCGGUGGCUCCACUAACGCCUACUCACGAAUCUUCGGCUCUCCCUCAAGCGCCAGCAACACUCCCAACAAUGACACUUCCACAUCCUCCAAACAUCGACAACUCUUCCUCAACCGCGUGAAACAGAGCCGUGACGAUGCGCGAUUUGGUUCGCGCGGCGAGUCACUGAUGAUGAUGGAAUAUCGCUCUGAACAACAGUCAUGGGACGAGCGGAUGCGUCAACGAGCGGAUACGCUUUCACAGCAAUAUCACAUUGAGGACGGCGAAAUCCUGAAUGAAGAACUCAAUAAUGAUUAUGAGGACAAUGAUAUGAUGCUUGACUCUGAACAGUCGGCCCUUGAGGAGUUUAUCAUGCAAGAAGAGGGCGUCGAUCCGGCGCUUAUAGAGAAUCUUACCAAUGGCGAUGAUCAUAAGCGCUCGCCGGCAAAGAGUGUUCGGAGUGAUGGAUCAUUGUUUGGUAGCGAUGACUGUGACUACGAGGAUAUUUUCAUGGACCUGGUUGACUGA